AUGGAUUCAUCAGCAUCUAAAAAUGCUCAUACACGUUUAAAUUCAUAUAAACAUCAUGGAAAAGAUCCCGACGAACUUCGACGUCGACGAAAUCAAUAUAAUGUCACACUUCGAAAAACGAAACGUGAUGAACAAAUUCAAGUUAAACGUAAUUUUCCUGCGGAUGAUAAUAUGUCAGAUGGUUCGGAAGAAGAUCGAAAACCAAGCCAUGAUUUUGAUCUUGAUGAUCUUGCUCUAAAAUCUAAAAGUGAUGAUCCAACAGUACGUCUAGAUGCUAUACGUUCAGCAAGAAAACUUUUAUCUAUUGAUUGUAAUCCUCCUAUUGAUAAAUUAAUACAAUCAAAUUUUUUACCAAUAUUUGUUCAAUAUUUAACCUACGAUAAAUAUCCAGAUUUACAAUUUGAAGCAGCUUGGGCAUUGACAAAUAUUGCAUCAGGUAGUUCAUAUCAAACACAAGCUGUUGCUGAUGCAGAUGCCUUACCACCUUUAUUAUAUCUUCUAAAUUCGCGACAUUCAAAUGUAUGUGAACAAGCAGUAUGGGCAUUAGGAAAUCUUAUUGGUGAUGGUCCAGCAUUACGUGAUUAUGCAGUUCAAUUAGGUGUGAUUAAGCCAUUAGUUGAAUUUCUUAAAAAAGAUGUACCUGUUAGUUUUCUUCGAAAUGUUACAUGGGUUAUUGUUAAUCUUUGUCGUCAUAAAGAACCACCAUUAGCCGUAGGUGCUAUUCAAGAACUUUUACCAGCUUUAAAAUAUUUACUUGCCUUUCAAGAUACAAAUAUUCUUGUAGAUUGUACAUGGGCAUUAGCUUAUCUUCUUGAUUGUGGAAAUGAAGUAAUUCAGGUUAUUACUGAUUCAGGUGUAUUACCACAGAUUAUUAAAUUUUUAAAUCAUGAUGAAAUUAAAAUUGUUACACCUGCAUUGAGAGCAAUUGGUAAUGUUGUAACAGGUACUGAUGAGCAAACACAAUUAGUUUUAAAUCAUGGUGCUCUUAAUUAUUUUCCAAAAUUAUUUAAAUCCAAAAAAGAAAAACUUAAUAAAGAAUCUGUUUGGUUUUUAUCGAAUAUAACAGCUGGUAAUCAACAACAAAUACAAGCUGUCCUUGAUGCACAAUUAAUUUCUGAUGUCAUUCAUCAUUUACAAUAUAGUGGAAUUCAAAUACAAAAAGAAGCAGCAUGGUGUAUAUCAAAUUUAACGAUGAGUGGUUCACCAGACCAAAUUCAAUAUAUAAUUGAUCAACAUGUUAUACCAGCGCUUUGUAAUUUAUUACAACAACCAGAUACUCAAGUGUUACAAGUUUGUCUUGAUGCUCUACAUAAUAUUCUUAAACAAUCAUCUGCAAUUAAACUUGAAUCAAUUACAAGAGAAAUUGAAGAAUGUGGAGGUCUUGAUAAAAUCGAACGUUUACAAACACAUUCAAAUGGAGAUAUAUAUAAACAAUCUUAUGAAAUAAUUGAUAAAUUCUUUUCAAAUGAAGCUGAUGAUGAAGAUAUUUCAUCAAUGAAUCCAACAUUGAAUACUAAUAAUGAAUUUUCAUUUGGAAAUUCUCAUUCAAAUACAUCGACUAAUAAUAAUAAUGAACGUUUUAAUUUUUAA
Molecule: messenger RNA, 1590 nt
Organism: Adineta steineri
Lineage: Eukaryota; Metazoa; Rotifera; Eurotatoria; Adinetida; Adinetidae
Source: the annotation of a GenBank genome assembly